CUGGACUCACGGCCGUACUUGUUAAUUCGGCAGGUGACAUUCUCAUUAUGACAAGUCUGUUUGUAGCCGUGGCCGUGCUGGCCGUGUUGUCCGCCGGGUUGUGUGAGGACAAGUUGGCGACUCCUCUGCAGAGAGCUGGUACGGCCUUCAACAGCAGAGAGCACAGAUCCAUGCUCUUUGUCAACAAUGGAGAGAAGUUUGGAAACUGGACCUGGCCAGAGAUGUGUCCCGAAAACUUCUUUGCUGUCGGAUUCAGUCUCAGGGUGGAGUCAAAACAGUACGGUUCAGACGACACCGCCCUCAACGGGAUCCGCCUCAUCUGCUCCCAGGACGAGGAACGAAGCUUCCUCUACUACGUUGAGUCUCACACUGGCUAUUUCGGUGAAUGGUCUCACCCCCAAUACUGCCCCACCGGCGUCCUCACCGCCUUCCAGAUCCGCGUGGAGCCCCACCGCGGCCUCUUUGGCGACGACACGGCCGCCAACAACAUCAAGUUCCGCUGCAGCUCCAACCCGACCCUGGAGGGGCCCGGGAUGGACUGGGGCGAGUACGGCUACUGGAGCGAGGACUGCACCGACGGAGGAAUCUGCGGCAUCGAGACCAAGAUGGAGGAAUAUCAGUACGCCCUGGACGACUCCACGCUCAACGACGUCCGCUUCCACUGCUGUAACAAGUCUCAGUAGCUCCAUAAUGACUGACCGAGGAGGAGGAGCUUCAUCCGAUUCCCUGAACUCACCACAAACAAUAAAACACACAUUUAAACCUUAAA
Messenger RNA from Solea senegalensis (Senegalese sole), 769 nucleotides. Its product is annotated as vitelline membrane outer layer protein 1 homolog. The coding region runs from base 48 to 683 and encodes 211 amino acids. The transcript is spliced from 4 exons. NCBI's taxonomy places the organism in Eukaryota, Metazoa, Chordata, Actinopteri, Pleuronectiformes, Soleidae. The record is from RefSeq and is a predicted model, not a curated record.